AUGGAUAGAAGAAAAAAAAGGAUGGGGAGUCUGGAUCAGACAGUGAUAGUGAGGAGAUGGAAACCACAGAAGAAACGACGAAUUCUUUCGACAAUCAGCCCUUCUUUAAUACAAGUUUCAUCGUCUCCUGCACAUGUAGAUAAAAGAAUUACUCCUAAUAAUGUUACUAAGGUAGCCGCAGAAACUGAAACUCCUCUUGUUUCAAAAAGGAUCCAAAAAGAAGUUGGCCUUUCUCACCUCAAUACAACUACACAUGCUGGUACAAGUGCGACUACGACAAAUAGUGCAAAUCUAAGCAGCUUAUUUCCUCUAAUGGUACCUUCUACUACAGUAGUCUCUUCCAACAUGCCUCUUCCAGCUUUUCCUACCUCCUCUCUUCCUACCUCUGUCUCCACUCCUGCUUCAGUGACUACAUCUACUGCUAGUGGAUCAGAAAAUAGAGUUCAAGCUCUUCCUUUGGUGUUACAAACUCCCGCUGGUAUGGGAUACGCUUCAACUUCCAAUGGAAUGAUUUUGGGGUUAUUACAGGGUCCAAAUAUUACUCAACCUCAGUUAGUAGCUAUCCCCAUGAGCAGUGUUACGGGAGGAAACGUAACUAGCAUUUCGCCUGUUGUUAAUAUCGAUAACUGA
Diabrotica balteata is the source of this 630-nucleotide messenger RNA. The record is from the annotation of a GenBank genome assembly. NCBI's taxonomy places the organism in Eukaryota, Metazoa, Arthropoda, Insecta, Coleoptera, Chrysomelidae.